This is a messenger RNA of Aquila chrysaetos chrysaetos, 2732 nucleotides long. It is a transcript of the gene TIMM44, whose product is annotated as translocase of inner mitochondrial membrane 44. Gene Ontology annotation, biological process: protein import into mitochondrial matrix. NCBI's taxonomy places the organism in Eukaryota, Metazoa, Chordata, Aves, Accipitriformes, Accipitridae. Gene Ontology annotation, molecular function: protein-folding chaperone binding. The transcript is spliced from 13 exons. The record is from RefSeq and is a predicted model, not a curated record. Bases 52 to 1410 code for a protein of 452 amino acids. Gene Ontology annotation, cellular component: mitochondrial inner membrane.
GUGACGUCACUGCGCGGCGCCGCGCAGAAGGUCACACGCUGGGCUCGCAAGAUGGCGGCGGCGGCGGGGGUCGGUGGCUGCCGGAAAUGUCUCAUCAGUGGCAUGUGGCUUAUAUCCAGAAGAUACCCAGUUCCUGCAGUCCACAGGGGUACAGUGUAUAGAAUGAGCAGGCCUGUUUUGGAGAUUCAUCAGUCUAGAUGCUACUCUUCUGGAGGAAGAAAGGGUUUUAUAUCAGGUUUUGUGGAGAACAUCAAACAGGAAUUAGCAAAAAACAAGGAGAUGAAAGAAAGUAUUAAAAAAUUCCGAGAUGAAGCUAAAAAGCUAGAAGAAUCUGAUGCGCUUCGAGAAGCAAGGAGGAAAUAUAAAACCAUUGAAUCUGAAACAGUGAAGACCUCAGAAGUGAUUAAAAAGAAACUUGAAGAAAUAACUGGUACAGUUAAAGAGAGUUUGGAUGAAGUAAGUAAGAGUGAUAUUGGCCGAAAGAUAAAGGAAGGUGUGGAAGAAGCAGCAAAAACAGCAAAGCAGUCUGCAGAGUCAGUGACAAAAGGAGGGGAGAAAUUAGGCAAGACAGCAGCCUUCAAAGCUAUUUCUCAGGGAGUAGAAACCGUUAAGAAGGAAAUAGAUGAAAGUGUUUUGGGGCAGACUGGUCCUUACAAACGUCCGGAGCGACUACGAAAAAGAACAGAAUUCUCAGGCGAGAGGAUUAAAGAGGAGCGGAUAUUUGAAGCUAAUGAGGAGGCCAUGGGUGUGGUGCUGCAUAAAGACUCAAAAUGGUAUCAGCAGUGGAAGGAUUUCAAGGACAACAAUGUGGUCUUCAAUAGGUUCUUUGAAAUGAAAAUGAAGUAUGAUGAAAGUGAUAAUGCAUUCAUUCGAGCUUCCAGAGCUGUCACAGACAAAGUCACUGACUUAAUAGGUGGAUUGUUCUCGAAGACAGAAAUGUCUGAGGUUUUGACAGAGAUACUCAAAGUGGAUCCAUCCUUUGACAAAGAUCGUUUUUUAAAGCAAUGCGAGUAUGAUAUAAUCCCCAAUGUCUUGGAGGCUAUGAUGUCUGGAGAGCUUGAUAUCCUCAAAGAUUGGUGCUAUGAAGCGACUUACAGUCAGCUUGCUCAUCCAAUCCAGCAAGCCAAAGCCAUGGGUCUCCAGUUCCACUCCAGGAUUCUUGACAUUGACAACAUUGACCUGGCUAUGGGGAAAAUGAUGGAGCAGGGACCAGUAUUAAUCAUCACUUUUCAGGCUCAGGUCGUGAUGGUAAUUAAGAACCAGAAAGGGGAAGUGGUGGAAGGCGAUCCGGACAAGGUUCUGCGGAUGCUGUACGUGUGGGCACUCUGCAGAGACCAGGAUGAACUCAACCCGUAUGCUGCAUGGAGGUUAUUGGACAUUUCCUCAUCGAGCACUGAGCAGGUUCUCUGAGAAGAAUUGCAUCCAAGGGCUUCCUGUACCUCCCUUGAAGCAACAACAUCUCUGAACUUGCACCCAUCUGCUGUCUGAUGGACUGUGGGGGAAAGAGGCCAGACUGGUUCCUUUUCAGAAGAACAGGCUAUUCGGUGUGCACUCGUUAUACCAAUCCCUAUAAUGAACUGGACAAGUCUGACAUAUCUGCCUUACAUUUUGCUGUGUAGCAUUGCACUGUAAGGAUGUACGGUAGAUUUCAACGUGAAUGGUCUAAGACACUAGCAGCUGCUGUUGGCUCCUUUUUUAAUUGUGGCUGAAGGAGGCUGAUUUUGGGUCCUGUAUGUUUCCCAGUGCUUCCAGUGAUGGACAGAGGUGGGUAUCGGAGAGUGAGAUGUGAUGGGUCUAGUUCCCAUCUACUGUCAUCCUCUGGUGGCCUCAAAGCAUCCCUGAAAAGAUCUUAGAGGUGCUUUUAAGGCACGUCGGUCUUAGCUAACCUACAUGUCUUGUACAAAGUUGCACCAAUAAGCCUUCUGUUGCUGCAGUGUCUUGCACUUUACCAAACCAAAUACAAUCAGGACUUUGCACAUGACUCUUUGUUGGCAUGGAGCGGAGUCAGGAUGGAGGUGUUGGCAUCAUCAGGCAGGUUCUCAAGGCCAGUUGCAGGGGUGGAGUUUGCUGCCAGUGAUAAUAUUGAUAUAUCCACAGCUUUGCAGGGGGAACAUUAUUGUUUCUGGUGUUCUGUUCUUUGUGUCAGCUGGUACCACUAAAGAGCGCACAACUGCAUUCCUCUGUUGGGUUCGUCUGAUGGUGUGGAGGAGACAGGCUGUGACUGGCUAUGAGGAAGCAGGCAGAGUGCUACAACAGCGGUCAGGAGUAGGGAUGGAAAGACGAGCAACCAAUGAGUAAAUAAACAGGUAGAACAUCACCUCUUGUAGCUCAGGUAUUUAUUAUGUGAGAUGAGAAAAGAGGGUGCAGUUCACACACCUACUGUGUAAAGUGCAUGGCUUUCUCCACCAGACGGACAUGUGCUACAGGGGGAUGGCACACCUGGCCUGGGGGUCCCAGGUAGCAACUGGAAGACUUCAGAGGGUGAGCUGCUGGCACGCUGACACGGACUCUUAGGUUUUGGGCUUCUGCUAGAGGCUCAGUUUGGGAGCUGUGACGUGGGUCGAUUUGUCAGCUGCCUCCUCUUAAUGGAAAGUGAGGUUGGGGGAAAAAAUAUUGAUUGUGGAAUAGGAAAUCAAAGGACUGAUCUCUUGCUGCGUUCUGCCUGUCUGCAAAACAGGGUGAUGCAGGACAGCACUUCCGUGACGUUAUGAUUAAAGAGACUAUUGCCAGUU